Molecule: messenger RNA, 4914 nt
Organism: Echinococcus granulosus
Lineage: Eukaryota; Metazoa; Platyhelminthes; Cestoda; Cyclophyllidea; Taeniidae
Product: Bromodomain-containing protein 9
Exons: 13
Coding region: 1-4914 (1637 amino acids)
Molecular function (GO): protein binding
Source: RefSeq, a predicted model, not a curated record
AUGUCAUUCUCUGAAAACCGUGCUUUUCGGUCCGAACACUCUUCUGGCUCUUUGCGCUUCAAAAUUUCCCUCUCCAAGCAGGAAAUGGAGCACGAGGAACCUGAAAAUUCCUCAAGUGAUCCACCUUACAGAACGAGUUAUUCACUUUAUGUCGUUCUAAGUGAAAUUCAUCGACUUUGUGUAAAGCGCGACCACAAGGGUAUUUUUGCUAAUCCUGUUACUGAAGACAUUGCUCCGGACUAUUUUUCAAUAAUAUCUCAUCCAAUGGAUUUAGGCACAAUGUACUCCCGACUUGAAUCGCGUAAUUACUACUCAACUGCAAGUCAGUAUUUGGCAGAUGUUCGGCUGAUGUGUCAAAAUGCGAUGUGCUAUAAUCCACCCGAUACAAUUUACUAUCAGAAGGCGCGUAAGUUACUUGCUUUCGUUGAGAAGCUGAUGACACCACACAGUCUUCGCAAACUCUCCACUGAACUCCUAAAAAUGAGUCGCCCUCUGACUGACGAAGAGAUUGGAGGUGAAUUCGUGGAACACCACCACCGUCAUCAGCAGCAACAGCAUGUCCAUCACCACCGCCAGGACAGUCAGAAUCAGCAUUUUGCUCAAACCAGCACUUCCACGGCUCCAUAUUCCACAACAUCAACAGGGAGCAUCUUUACUCCACCCAAGUUGCAGGAAGAAGAAAUAGAAGAGGUGGAGGUGUUGGAAGACGAAGAGGAGAGGGAGAGAACAGCGACAGAAUCUUCAUCCUCUCCAAUACUGUCAGUGCGAAAACGCCGGCCCUCAUCUGCCUCGAUUUCUUCCGCCAGCAAGUUGCCGCGCUACGCCAGCAGUCCACCACUCCUAGUUCCAGAGGUGGAGGAUUCUGUUGGACGAGUGGAUAGUCCCCUAACCCAGUCAACCUGCGGUCGCAACGACAGUGAUGUGGUGACAAUCGAUUUGGAAACCAAUGAGAUCGACUUAGCAGAGGCCUCUCUCACCCUCUCCCCCGCCUCCUCCACUAUCUCCUCCUCCACUCUUCGCGGUGGUUCUCGCAAAUCCAAACGCCGCGGCGUGACAAAAAAGACCUCUGCUCCAACGCCACCGCCACGACCACCAGGACCAUCGAGACCACGUCGAAAGAAUGGUGGCCGACCCUCCGUCAGCCCACUACCCGACCGCGUCCAUAGCGAGGACACAUGGACCUUUCCAGACUGCAUCACUGAUAGAAGUAGCCCGGGGCAGGUCGUGGCUCAGGCUAAACAUGCCGCUCGGGCAGCCAGAGCCAAGUUUCUGGCUCGUUAUGGCCGGCAGGGACAUCAAACUAUCGUUUAUCUCGAUACCACUGAACCGGGUAAAAUCUACGCCAAGCCUUGUGGUGACCGUGCCUGGAUUCAAGAUAAGGAAGAGGGGGAGAGUGAAAAGGAUCAGCGAAAACUUGUGGAUUAUCCCCUCGCCUUGAGGCAGCUUCUGACGCCUAAACCCCAGUCCACUGGACAAGGCGUCUACCAUGGACUGGUGGAGCAGAUGACCUCUCAACAGGUCGCCACUCUGCAUGCCCUCUCAAAACUGCGUUAUGAUUCCACCGAACCAGUUGGGAUGGGGAUUCAUGGACCCUUGGCCAUCUUUGAGAAGGAUGAGUUGGCACAGCUUUGUGACGCCUACGGUGGUGACGUGAUGACAAUGGAGAGUGUCCUCUCGCUUCUCACCUUUGUAGAGCCCCUGGGUGAAUGGGCGAGACGGUGGGCGCAUCGGCGUCUCGACAAUGCCACUGACGGCUACCAUGGUAAAAUGCUUCUCGCUUUUGCUGAUCCCACCUCUGAAUUCUAUGCAAAUAAUUGGAUGAGAAGAGCUGGAUUGACGAUAGAUCCUAAUGUUGUGGAGGAGUUUAAAGUGGAAAGUACUGAGAAGGAAGAGUUGAGCAAAGGAGCUGAGUCUUUACAGGCUUCGGUCGACCCAACGGAAAAUUGCCCCACUUCAUCAAUCGCCGGUGAUUUUCAGCCGUUGGAAGUGGAAUCCACUGGUAGUGGUCACAUGUCCAUGGCAAAAAUGCCCUCCAAUACUUCCACGACUGACACUACGGUGAAGCAGAUGGCCACUGUCCAACCUCUUCAGCGUCUAGUUUCUCCAUCCUGCACUUCCUCGGACGAUAAGUCCGUUACUUCCAACACACUGGAAACCUCCACAACGGAGGCAGAUAAAGAAAGCGAAGAUGAGGAAGAGGUAGAAGAGGGGGAUGAGGAGGAGGAAGAAGAAGAAGAAGAAGAGGGAGAGACUUUUGAUAUCCUUUCAGCAGCCCUGGAUGCCUCAGUGACUCCGGCGGUACCGGAACAGAUGCCCCAACAACAAGCACAACAGCAACAGUACGUGCUCACCACUUACUGUGUGAUGGAUAGCGGUGGUACGUCUGCGGUUCUUGAAGCCCCCGGCAAUCCGACUCUCGUUGCCAAUCCACUAGCCGCAUCGGUGAAUGACAUCGCACAGAUUUCAGCGCUGACAGCGGCCAUCAGUCCCAUCCAACCUUUGUCUACCCUUCCCUCCACAUGUAUCGGACUACCCAAGCCACUUCCAGCUUCUGUAACUAGCGAAGUGGUUGAUCGAAAGAUCGGAGAAGAAGAUGCGACGUUGGAUGAAUCACUACCAAUGGAAAUGGAUCUAGAGCCUGAUUCAGAAGAGUCUCCAAAGAAUUCUGCCUCGGAAGGAAGUCUUCCUAAAGGUUCGGUGGAGGAGGAAGAGGCUACUGGAGACGAAAGUGAAGGCAGCCUUAUAGAGGUUUCUGCGGAGUUAUCAAGCAAGGGAAGUUUUAAGGAAAGCCCUCCCCAUGCACCAGUUCUAACAGAGACUUCCUCGAAUUCUGCGCCAUCAAAAGUGCCUUUUGAAGCGGCAAAUUUGUCAAAACCUCCUGAGAAUGAGACGCGUGCUUUAAUUACUGGUGAACCGGAAUUUUUUGUUGUUGAAGAAUUUUCGGAAGCCUCAGAGGGCAAUGUCUCACCAAAGCUUGACGUAAAUGAGGUUGGGGAAUCUUCCUCGAAUUCAACACCUUCAAAAGAAAGCCCCCCUCAAGAGCCAGCUUCAGUGCAACCAUCUGACAAUUCCGCCUCAUCGGAAAUGGCUGUGCAGUCACCUGUAGAUAGUCGCAAUUCCAUUGCCGACAUGCUGGACGAUCCUCAAAGACCUCUCUCCACUGGUACAUAUGCUCUGCGUGUCAAAGAACCAGAGUUAACUCCCAUCGAAGAGUCCGCGGAACCCUUGUCGCAAAUGGACGUAGAUAGAUCACCAAUUUUAAUGAGGCCUCUCCAAGAUUCUGCCAUUGAUGUGGACUCGACUUUUAGUGAUGAAACACUGGAAGACCUUCAAAGGUCUUGCAGGACAGGGUUGAAUGCUCCAGUUGUCAAAGCGUCGGACUUCUCAAUCAUCCAAGAAUCAUCGAAACCCUCAGUUCAAGAGGCAUCAGAAAAAAUGAACUUAGACGAGAUUGAAAAGUCAAUCUUGGAAGAAAGUCCUUUGGAAGCAUCAGCUUUACUGAAGCCUUUCCAGAAUCCGGUGGCGUCAGACAUGGACAUGGAGUUUUGUGCUAUUAAAGGUUCCUCAAGUUUCAGUGAGAAUGUGGAAGAAGUCCCACGAGGAUCUGUGCCAGAAAUGGACGAUCAAAUUGUCAAUAAAUUGGAGUUUGCAAUCAUUGAAGAGUCAUCUGAAGCUUUAUCAAAAGCGGACCCAGGUGGGGGUGCUACACCCUUGAAGGAAACGGAGUCUUGCACUGCUGAAGUCCAUCCAGAUUCCAGUGAUGAAGCCUUGGAAGAACCCCAAAAAUCUCCUCGCACAGAGAUGAAUGCUGCGGCUGUCGAAGAGCCGGAAUUUGCUCUCGUUGUGGAGUCAUCUGAAGUUACAGAUGUAGUUAGAGGAACCUUGAACGCGAAGGUGUCAAAAGAAGGUCCCCUCCAAGCAUCAGACUCAAUGGAGUCUCGCGCUGUUGAAGUCAUUCCGCAUUCAAGUGAUGAGGCUUGUCGGAGAGCAUCAGAGGAUACGGGUGUACUAGAUGACAAUGAAUUAGAACUUCCUAUCUCUGGGGCAUCCUUGGAAGCUUCCUCGAAUCCUAAUGAAUUCUCGGAACGAGCUUUAGUCCAGGCUUUGGAGAAAAGUCCUCUUCCUUCCAGUAUCAUUCUACCUCAGAGAAUUGGAACAGGGGUUAAAUCGUCAGAAAAGAGUCCCUUACAAACCUCCGAGGACGUGGAAAGUUCGGUGGAGUUCGCGGAACCUGGGCUUACUAGAGGAUCCCUGAACAGUGGUCCCUAUUCUUCUGAUGUCUCAUUCUCUUCGGAAACUCACUUUUCAGUGGAACUUCUUCGUGAGGAAGCCAUGGAUGUUCCUGCAUCUUCGAAACGAAAGCUUCCGCUAGACGAAUCAAACCGCUUCGUGUCCAGUGGAGGUAGUCCUUCUGAGGUUAGGAAGCUCGUCGAUUACGAGAUUGCUGAAUCUUCCGAAAACGAGGCGACGGACCACCCCACCUCUCCUGUUGAUGCUCCCGUUUUGUUGGAGUCCCCAAACUACCCAACUGCAGGGGUUGAAACCAGUCCUAAUGCGGCCGAGGUUCAGGAGGCGUUUGACAGCCCUAUAGCAGUGGAAUCCGGUUGCAGCAGCUCUGCGUCUAGUAAUGAUUCCAGCGGCCUCAAAGUUGUAUCAAGUAGGAUGGAAGACCAAGUUCAGAUGGAGAUGGAUGACACCCUCCAGAGUUACCCCUGCCAAUAUGAAGUAAAUGAGGCAGAAUUUGCCUCCUUUAUCUCUGGGGAAGAGGAAGAAAUGCACACAGAAUUCUGCACUCCUCCACCACACUCCCAAUUGGUUGGUGGAGGCUUAGACCACAACGACGACCCGACUCCCACUUCGAAUCGAUCUUCUCCACCGAGAUCUACGGAACAGUUCUGUACAAAUCGCUACUAA